Molecule: messenger RNA, 555 nt
Organism: Coniosporium apollinis CBS 100218
Lineage: Eukaryota; Fungi; Ascomycota; Dothideomycetes
Exons: 2
Coding region: 1-555 (184 amino acids)
Source: RefSeq, a predicted model, not a curated record
AUGAUCGCGAGGGGUUCUAAGGUCGAGAAGUUCGAAGACACCCGGGACUCUACACUGGACAUUAUCAUAAAAUUGCCGGACGGCAACCAGUCCUUUUGCAGAUCCAGGAAGAGCUCGUUGACCAGAACAAGGAUCUCCGCAAAGCUUCAGGAGAUUCAACGACAACUAGAAGAGGCUAGUGCCAAAUAUGACUCAGAAUUGCAGGGUGUCCUUGCGCUACAGAAGGAGGAGUUGGAAAGAUUGCGAGAUGACUCGAGACGAGCUCAAGACGAGCUCCGUUACCAGAAUCGCAACGCUCAUCGGGACGCCGAAAUUCGUAUUAAAGACCUGAAACAGCUGCUAGUUCGGCAGAUGCAGGAAGCGGAGCUGAGCGUCAAGGCGCAGAGGAUUGAGAAUAGAAGGGAGUUCGAGCAAAUAGUUGCAAAGUUGAUGGAGGAUGAAGGCAGGAUUCGUACAGAAAAACGCCGCUUCAUGGAACAAACGAUCGUGGAUCUCCAGGAGAAGAAGAAGAAAACCCCCAGGGGAGCAAAGGCUUGGGUAGAGCACUGCUUAUGA